AUGAGGCCGAAAGCGUGCACGACAUGUCGCCAGUGGAAAGCUCGCUGUGAUGCCUCGACCAGUCACCCAGACCCUUGUACUAGAUGUCGAACCCUUCGUCGGACUUGUACUUUUGACCGCAACUUCAAGCGGAUCACCAAGGCGAAACGCAUUCUGGAGCUGGAAGAAGAGAUCAAUCAUCUCCGAGGCACUGCCGCCCAGCCUCUUCAAAGCCAACCCCAGCCAUCUUCUACAACAAUAUCUGCCAGUCCGCAUACAUCUCCUGCUGACAAAACCUGCCCGCCUCCGGCAACAAUUGUCGCAACAUCCACACCGCCAGCAGACGGACUUUGUCUCUCGGCCAAGUCGAUUGGCAAUGUCCAUUUCAGCGCAGCUCAGGUGACGGAGCUUUUCCGAAUCUUCUCAAUCCGCUGCCAUCCUCACCUCCCCAUGAAUAUGUGUCUUUCGCCGGACCCAGUGUUUGACAGAUGUCCCCUGUUGUUCUGGGCCAUUUGUGCGGCCGCUGCUUCAGAUCAUCCCAUACUUCUGCUUCAGCCAGAGAUCUCCAGCCUCGUCGCCACUAUCAUCGCCACUCCCCCUCGGUCCGUUGAGAUUGUUCAGGGCCUUCUAAUUCUUUGUAUGUGGCCGUUUCCUUACUCCAACACCACGGAAGAUCCUUCUCUUAUCUACAGCGGCAUGGCGACUCAGGCGGCCCUUCAGAUGGGUCUACAUCGACCCAAUUUUGGAAACGAGUUCAGUUCAAAAAAGGACCCAUCAGUGGAGCGGGAAGAGGUCAAGAGGUCAACUUGGUUAGCCUGUUACAUUGUGGCCCAACUGCAGUCAUUUCGCCUGGGCAUUCCCCUCUCGAUCCCCGUGGAUUUUUCUUUUCGGGCAGCCCUCAGUGGCAGCCAUAUUUCUCCGCUCCUGGCCAACCUGUAUCGAAUCUCUCAAUUCACUACACAGUUUAAUAGUGUCAUCGGUGCAAGUGCAUCAACGCCGUCAGGUUUGUUGGAACCCUCGACUCGAAUUGACAUGAUCAAACUCUUCCUUGUCGAAUUUGACCGGCUUAAAGAAGAAAUCGCUGGCGAGACAUCCCAGAUGCUCGAUCUGAGUCUUCUUGCCUCUAAAUUGCAGCUGUUGUCGUUCGCAUUACAUGAUGAUACUCCGAGAUCAGAAGAUAUUGUCCCCCUUUACUACCAGGCCGAGAACGAGGCCAUGCGUCUCAUCCAGACGGCAUCAGAAUGCAACCUCUCAAUUGUACCCGCACACAUUUUGCGACAUUUGUUUUUUGCCACCGUGAUGCUGAUAAAAAUUUCUUGGUCUCCAUAUAUCAGCCAACGCGAACUUGUCCAGGACAAAAUCAACCAUGCCAUUCAAUCGCUGUCUACUGCCGUCAAAGUCCAAGACGAUCAUACUCAGAGAGGAUGUCACUUAUUGCGUAGCACAAUGAUAUUGAGAGAUUGCAAGAGAACGCCAUCGAUACGGUCAAGAAUGGCUUCGUCAUUGUUGUUUGACAAUAUGCGGGUGCGGAAAGAAUAUGUGGACGAAGCUUCGGCUGCCGUUGUCCCCCCCAACUUUUUGGAUUUGGAUGGAAUCGACUGGCAGGAUCUCGGUGCAAUCUUCGUGUAA
Rhinocladiella mackenziei CBS 650.93 is the source of this 1608-nucleotide messenger RNA. RefSeq lists its product as uncharacterized. Gene Ontology annotation, cellular component: nucleus. Lineage: Eukaryota; Fungi; Ascomycota; Eurotiomycetes; Chaetothyriales; Herpotrichiellaceae. The record is from RefSeq and is a predicted model, not a curated record. Gene Ontology annotation, biological process: regulation of DNA-templated transcription; DNA-templated transcription. The transcript has a single exon. Gene Ontology annotation, molecular function: DNA-binding transcription factor activity, RNA polymerase II-specific; transcription cis-regulatory region binding; zinc ion binding. The coding region runs from base 1 to 1608 and encodes 535 amino acids.